CAGUUACUCGCUCCUAAAAUGCAUCUUAUCUUUUCUUCAGGAAGUAGCUCGGGGAUUGGAGAAGCCGCUGCCAGACUUUUGUCUAAGCGAGGUGCAAAAAUUACAAUUCAUGGACGCAAUAAAGAGAAGCUGGAAGGAGUGAAGCAAAUGCUUUUGCAGAAUGGAUCUUCACCAGAUGAGGUGCACACAGUGACAGGUGAUAUUACAGAUCCGGCUGUUCGAGAAAAACUAGUUAAAGAGACUGUUCAAAAGUUUGGCUGCAUAGAUAUUUUGUGGCCAGGUGCAUUCCCCUACAGUAGCUUUGCAAAAGUUGGCCUAGAUAACUUCACUAAAUUUGCUGCAGCAGAAUUUGGUCGAGCUGGUGUGCGUGUCAAUUGCGUCAGGCCUGGUGUAGUUGUGACUCCGGCUUUCAAUGCCGCUUUUCCUGACAAUAGUGUUCGUAAGCAAAGUUUGAAUUUGUGUGGUAAUGGUGUGCAUUCUGCAGAAAGCUGUUCAGCAGUCAUAACUUUCUUUGGAGUUGUACAGAAGCUGUAUAACAUUCUAGCUCCAGUCCACAAAGUUGCCAACACCCAGCACUUGAUGGAGGGGGACAAGACAAAGGAGGCUGGGUUUCUCUCUUCUUGUGCAAAAAGAACCCUGCUGGGUUUCAAUGGGGCACCAGAGGACGUAGCAGAAAUUAUUGCAUUCUAUGCAUCUGAUGCUGCAAAGUUUCUCACUGGCGACUUUACCUGUGCUGAUGGAGGAAGAUACAUCAACUGUAAUCAAUGGGGAAACAAUGCCGCAGCCAAGCUAUGA
Molecule: messenger RNA, 795 nt
Organism: Aplysia californica (California sea hare)
Lineage: Eukaryota; Metazoa; Mollusca; Gastropoda; Aplysiida; Aplysiidae
Exons: 8
Coding region: 19-795 (258 amino acids)
Source: RefSeq, a predicted model, not a curated record